Paecilomyces variotii is the source of this 6535-nucleotide messenger RNA. Its product is annotated as putative transcriptional corepressor of histone genes. The record is from RefSeq and is a predicted model, not a curated record. The coding region runs from base 217 to 6306 and encodes 2029 amino acids. Gene Ontology annotation, molecular function: nucleosome binding. Gene Ontology annotation, biological process: chromatin organization. Gene Ontology annotation, cellular component: HIR complex; nucleus. The transcript is spliced from 5 exons. NCBI's taxonomy places the organism in Eukaryota, Fungi, Ascomycota, Eurotiomycetes, Eurotiales, Thermoascaceae.
AGCUGGCAAAGGAGCUGGCUAAUUCCCCCGCAAUAUCCAGCCUGUCGAUCUUGAUGCCCUGGUGGCGCCCUCUGGUACUACGGCCGGACCUCAGGGCUCUUAAUACCCCCCUAGAUUGAUUGACAUAUCCCUUGUCGCGUUUUCUUUUGAUGCUCACAGCUGGUCCGUUCGAGCAAGCACUUCCGAAGCUCUGCGCGUCCGUCGCGAUACUGCACGAUGUCGUCCUGGGUAGCUCUGAACAUCGAGCCCGAUGAAGACAGUGAGGAGGAGAUCGAUGACACGAAGGAGAUCCAGAUUGAGGAGGCGCUGAAGCUGUACCAAAAUGCGCUGAAACUGCAUUCUCAAGGCCCCCAGUUCUACCCGCAAGCUGCGGAGGCGUACAAGGCCCUCUUCAAAUCUGAGAUCUUCAACUAUCCUGAGUCGAUAUCGGACUAUAAACGCACUACGCUUGAACACGAUGGAUUGCCCGAUCAGGUGGAUAUACUGGAUGAGGUGGUCGCGGAGACCGGCGCAUACGAUAUCAACGAGACGUCGAGCACGCUGCUUCAAACCAUCUAUUUGUCCUACAAGAACUACGGGCAGUUCCUUCUGGACUCGCUCAAAGAUUCACUGCAGAAAACCCGAGAAGACAUCAGGGAGGCUAGCCCAAGCUCCGUGGGCGAUAUUGCGACCAAGUCCAAGACGGCCUUGGAGAUGUUCGCGGAGGCGUUGGAGAGAGACGACACGGACCUGGACCUAUGGAGGAAAACAGCCAGGAUUGGAGGCGCGUUGCAGAGCUAUCGAAUGACGAGGUUCGGACUCGAAAGUGUCUUGGAAGACGAGGACGAAGAGCUGAAGGCGCGAACAGCACAGCUGGGAUUGGAGGAGGCUUUCGCCAUGGAGGACCUCCGCGGGACACUUUUAAAACUUGAUGACAGACCAUCGCUAUCGCAGAUUCCAUCGAAGACCCCGAAAAAGGCCCUUCUUAGACUGUUAAGGAGCCAGACCGACCUUUAUCCCUAUCUUCCUGCUCUCUCACACCAGAUCUCGAGCACCGAUCCAAAACACAAACCACUCGCUCCGCCUCCUGUUCGACAAGCAAUAUCGCCUGUUGAUAAGACAUGGGCAGCUGUAGGAAAGGCUAUUCUACAGAUAAUCGUGGACGAGGAGCAGGGGAACACCCACCUUGGACCGGGGGCCGCAAUCGAGAUCCAACUACCAGUUGGAGAGGAACCUUCAGUAGCAGCCUCGAUCGAGGAUCCUGUCGAAACUACGGCACCUGAGAUUCAGACCAAGGUUGAAACAGAGCCUAAAGACGUAGACAUGUUGGCAAACAAUGAGACGCAGCAACCAGAAUCCCAAGUUGCGACGAAAGCCCAGGAUGCUAACGAAGUGGAGACUACUGAGGAUCAUUCGUCCAUUGAUCAACGAGCAGAAACGCAACUUAGAGAAUCUUUGGAGGGUCAAUCAGGACAGCCAAACGAAGACGCCGGUCCGCAAGAGGAGCCGGCUGAUGAAACAGAGUUGAAAUCAGCAUCUGCACCGUCGCGAAAAAGGUCUUCUGGGUCCUUUGGUAAUGACGACGCUGGUGAAAGUGGACGGGCAAAGAGCAGAAGAACUCGUGCCCGUGAAUCUAACGUCGAAGCUGCGCAGCAAGCCGAUGAAGUUACCUUCGACCAGGAAAAGUAUUAUGAAGAUCGACUAGAAGUCUUUUCACAUGCUGACCAGUGGAUGUUCGGUACUGUUGGCUCCCUCCUCUCCAAGGUAGGCGUAGAGGAUUUGGGUUCGAUUGAUGAACUCAAGAGCAAAGUCUGUCUCUUAGACGAUCGCAAGGAAUCCACAAACCUAGCCGCGACUCAAUCGAACACACUUGAGACUAUGCUUUAUCGAGAUCUCCGCAAGUCGUUGAUGAAUUGGGACGAUGAGAGGUCAAAAGCGGUCCUUCAAGGGGACAGCUCCACCGGACUUCAAGACCUUCGCGGAAUGAACAGGUCAGGCUUAGCAAUAUUCCUUGAGCACUCAAGAAAGCCGAUAAAGAAACCUGGACCCGAUAAGGUCCUCUCCGGUGGUGACGGACUCUCCGCCUUUGUACAGUGCGUAAAUGGGGAGUGGUUGCAUUUGCAUGAAGUCGCCUUGAGUUGGCUGCAAAAGCUUCUUAUGCCGGGCAACGGCAGAUUCUCAACAGAUACCAGUGUUCCCAACGGAUCUGGAUGGCCUAAUAUGCAAUCAACUUACACUUCUUCCCUAUGGCCCGACGCCCUCAAAGAGACUGUGGUCCAGAUAUCGAUCCGGGAGGAUGAGUUCAUUUACGGCAGAAUGGUCGAGAGCAUCUCGGAGCUGGAGCAGGAGAUUCUUCGCCAAUCCUCCAAAGGUCCUUUUGAAUACACUCUGAAACACUACUCAGAGAUGGAGAUGAUCCAAACUCUGUAUGAGCUACAUCUGGACGUAUAUGCUCUCAUCAACAACCCCAACAGCGAGGUUGAUGGUGGGACGCGAAUAAUUCAAAAAGAUCGUUUAGCUAGGUGGGGUCUAUUGGCGCGCACUGCUGUCAAUCAUUUCAUGGAUCAUGGAGAUGACAGAGCAUCUCGGACAACUAUUGGUCUUCGUCAUCUGUGGUCAUCUACGUUUCACUCUAACAUGGCUGAGGAUGCAGGGCGAGAGCACAUCCUCCUAUGCCUUCAGGACUUGAGGAACAUCCUGUCAGCUCUGGGGGAUCCUGAGAUCACCCUGCUUAACAAUGCAGUAAUGCCCGAAAUAUCAGCGGCGGCUCUGGAUCAAGAGAUUUCAAGACUCAAUUCAAUGGACUUUUUCAUGAUGAUCUUCGGUUCCGAUUCGAAGGAUCCUGUUGAUCUCAUUGAGAGCAUUGAGCCCAUUCUUGAGCCCUCUUCCGUGCAAUUUAUCGACGGUGAGGACGAAGCUCCAGAGAUUCCCGGCUCUCAUUUACAAGAGAUGGCCUCCUUCCUCGACCGCGGGGAUGCCACGCUCAGACUCUUUCUGUGGCGCAGACUUCAGGAUGCAUAUCGCGCAAUAAAUUAUCCCCCGAAGGUCGUCUCUUGCAACCUUCGCAGCAUCGAAACGAUAAUGAGGGAGCUUCGAAGUCCGUCGCGUACGGAGAUUCCCGAAGAGCAGCGUCAAAUCAACCUGCUUAGAUGGCUGAAAUCAGUCGACGAUGUGCUAGCGAAGACACUGGCGCAGGUCUUGGCUGAACCGGAGAAAUCGUUUGAGUGCAUUGAUGCCGAUCAUUUGCAGUCAUCAAUGUCUGCAAUUGCCCAGCUCUCGAAACUGCUCCAUAGUUUUGCCCUCUACGAAGACUCUGUUCGCGUCGGUCAACUGGCCGGCCCAGAGCUCCGUGGUCAGCUGUCGAAGUCACUCGAGAGCUUUAAAGAUAAACUACGUGACAUGCAAGUAAGAGCAUGGCUCCUACAAUAUGCUCUUCUCAAAGAAGCCAUCAUUCAAAACAAGGAACAAUUUGACACACCUGCUGACGACCGUGUACAUUACUUGCGGUCUGUCCACAAUGCUUUAGGGGUUCGUUCAGCUUGCAAAUAUUCGAGCAAGCAGCUUUUGAGAGUUAUGAAGUCAGAACUACUGACGCUACAAACCGAAGAUAAUUACGACUCCGACAUAUCGCAAGUGUUAUUUGAUCUACAUGGCGUGAAGUUGUCGGCUUACGAUGGAACGGUGGACCACGGAUGUCAUCCAGAGAAGCUGGAUCGGGCGACAGCAGUCAUGAUGAUCGACUUUGUUAUGGCGCAGGCGAACAGGAUGAGUAUUAAGGAUCUCUCGAAAUCGGAACUGAAGUCUACUAUCGACAAGAUGCAGCAGUCUAUCGGCAUGACCAGAGCCUCGCCGCCUCUGUCUUUCAAUAGGAGGGUUGUGUCGGCUUAUCUCAAGUCUCCAAUCAAUCCUUCACAUCUCUUCCGUGCCGUUCAAGGCAUAGGCGAACUUUCCAUGAUACCUGUUCCGACAGAGAGUGCCAAGAUCGCUCAGAAAGGAUGGUAUUUCCUCCUUGGUCAUGCAGCUUUGACGAAAUUCCGCUCUCAGAAGCGCCUGAAUCCGGUCCCAACCAAUGAUCUGGAUGACGCGAUCACUUAUUUCAGACAGGACCUGGAGCACGGGUCAGGGAGAUGGGAGUCGUGGUAUCGACUGGCACAAACCUACGACACGAAACUGGAGGAAGAUAUCACAUGGUCUGCAGAUAAGAUCAACAACAACCGAGCGGAACUUGUCGCUUUACAGCGGAACGCAAUUCAUUGUUACUCCAUGGCAGUCGCCACAGCGAUCCAAAGUGCGGAAUCAACCCCUGAAAAUCGUGCAAUCCUCUCAGAUCUGUAUACUGAUUUCGGAAUUCGCAUGUACUCGUCCUCAAGAGAACCGUUGUCGAUGGGUGCCUUUAGCCUUGCUGACUACACUCGCCAUUUCAGCAAGGAAGAGACCCAGCAGAUGUACAAGGGGCAGCCUUUCAAAGAGAUGCGACUAUAUUCCGUAUGGAACUUUGCCAGCUAUCUUUUAAGGCGAGCGAUGAUCGAUAAGCCUAAGCAAUGGAUGAAUUACUACAUCCUCAGCAAAUGUCUCUGGAAAAUGUUCAGCUGCGACGAUACCGUGAGAGGACCGUCAAAGCGCGUAGAAAUUGACGAUCUAAUUGAUUGUCUGCUUGACGCUAUUGAAGCUCUCCCUCAGAGAAAGGAUAGUCGCUCGGAACCUAUCUUUGAACCUCACUAUAAACUGGUGUCUAUCGUGCAUAAGCUCGUUCGUAGAGGUGUUCUGAAGCCUACUGAAGGUAGCAGCACUCUAACGACAACUCCCUGGGCCCGUAAAGUAUCGCCACCAGCAGAAGAUCUUGAGGUUUGGCAGCCAUAUAUCCUAGAGGUCCUGAAGAAUCUGAGGAAUGCCGAUAAAUCGAACUGGCAUCACCGUAUCGUGGCAAGGACUGCGCAUAUUCUCUACGAUGACCGCAAGGAUGAAUCUGCUGCCGCAAGUGCGAAGCAUGAACUGACGCAGCAAAUAUUCACGAAGACUAUGACUUUGCAAGUCUGGAAGCCAGAAUAUGAGCGACCAGGGAGACAUUUCGUUUACACUACUCGUUAUGUCUAUUUCUUUGUCAGUCUUCUUGAUCAGCUUAACGACAGGGCAAAUCUUGAGCAAUUGCUUCGCCGGGUCAGGAAGAAGCAAGGCGACUUCAUCAACCAUACCAAGCUCUGGGAAGACAUAUGUCUCGUCUACGCGAAGCUUAUUCGACGAGCGGCCGGCAUAUCGGAGGGACAUGAAGAGGGCAUUUUCAAGCCCCUCAGCUGGGAUGAGUUUGUUACGAACACUGCACGCUUGGAUGCCUUGCCCCAACUUCCUACCACAUGCAUGACGCUCCUGGAGUUGAUUCGUGAUGCGGUGGAGUUGAAGAAGCUGAACAACAACCUCAUGAAGGUGACGGUAUUGGAGGAUCUUGUGGCCGACCUAUAUGCUCGACUUUACGAGGUGAACAUCCAUCAUUUCGUUGAGCAAGCGAAGGAGGAGAGUAAAGAAAAGAUGAAGGUCGACCAUGUUCUCAUGACCAAUGACGGUGCUGCUGACACUCCGACUCCUCCCACGUCUGCUCCGCCCUCCGAAGCACCGGUUCCCAGGGGUCGAACCAAGGGUAUCGCUCGAAGAGACAUCCAGAAGAGAGCGGAAGCGAUUGUCAACCGCAUGGUUCCUCGUGCUGCACUACCAAAGCCUGCUGUCCCAACAGAAGGUGAAGGCCCUCGCCAGUCGGUGCCCACAAUUCAAACCACUGCACCGAUUCCUAUCCGCAACAGCGCCCGCGAAGAUGAGCAGCGAGGGCCCAGGGGCAGUCUCCCAGGCAGUGUACAUGACAGCGCCGAUGACGAAAGCGAGCUAAGCGAAAUCGACGAGGAGAGGCUGUCCAAACUCAAUGCUGAACAUAAGGAUCUCUUGUUCCCCAACCUGAACGGACGGUCUCCUGAUCCCACGUCCGAAUUGUCAGCUGUGGACGGCGAUGAAGGGGACGAUGGCGAAGGCGAGGGCGAAGGCGACGGUGAAGAAGAAGAUGAAGAUGAAGAAGGGGACGAGGAAAUAGAGGACGCCGAAGGAGACGGUGAGCAGGCGGAAGAGGGUGCGGAAGGUGAAGGGGUCACAGAACUUGAAGAAGAAGAAGGUCAAGGAGAAGGCGACGGGGACGAGGUAGAGCCUGAAGCCGAGGACGAAGAUGCCGACGAAACGGAACUUGAUCCUAAUGUCGAUGAUGAGGAGACGGAACAACAGGAUUCGACGCAGGAGCAAGGAAAGCCUGAUGAACCCGAGCCCAUGGACACGCAAGCAUCGGACGCUUGAUAUACGCUUUCUUUUUCUUUCGUUAUUGUAUUUUAGCGCUUCUUCGUUUUAUCCUUUGAUAUUGCAUUAUAGGAGAGGGACCCCGGCGUAUGUACCAUACGGCGGCGCGUUGGAAAUUCUGAUCCAGGAACCGGGAAACGGAGGAAGGAAGGUUGCUAUAAAUCAUUCUUUACGGGCAAAAAUAUAGAUUUUUCAAUCACCUAGUAAUAAUCAACCCUGGAAUGCCAGG